Messenger RNA from Epinephelus fuscoguttatus (brown-marbled grouper), 9420 nucleotides. It is a transcript of the gene zswim8, whose product is annotated as zinc finger, SWIM-type containing 8. The transcript is spliced from 26 exons. Lineage: Eukaryota; Metazoa; Chordata; Actinopteri; Perciformes; Serranidae. Gene Ontology annotation, molecular function: zinc ion binding. Gene Ontology annotation, cellular component: Cul2-RING ubiquitin ligase complex. The record is from RefSeq and is a predicted model, not a curated record. Bases 1591 to 7482 code for a protein of 1963 amino acids.
GAUCAGCUGAUGGUGGAGGAGCUGCUAGAGCGGUGAGCCAUCUUCCCCCGGCAGGCAGACUGAUCCACACUAACAGAGCCUGGACGAAAGGGAUACGAGAAAUCAUCUGGGAAUCCCGUUGUCAUUUGGAGGCAGAGACGAUUAUAAGACGCCAGCACAACCGGUGUCAGUCGGGAGGAACCCUAACUUAUCUGAAGGACUCACCGGGAUUUCUGCACCAGAGCUGACUGAGGAAUAUACCAGCCUUACCGAGAGAGGAGGCUCUUAAACUAAUACAAAGAAAGGAAAACAUUGAGCUAGGAGGGGGGGGGGGGGGUAUUUUCGAGAUGUAAACCGUAUGUAACGUAGGAAAAUGCAAAAGUCCUGAAAAGGUGCGGUCGAAAUAAGCAUGUAACGUUAGUCCUUACAGAACGAUAAAUGUAAAUCAUCAAUAGUAAAUGUAAACAAACAGCUAAGUUAUUCAAGCUAGCUGAAGUUAGCCGUUUGGGGGGUUAGCUUGCUAGUGCUAAUACAUAUAACGUUAGCUAAUGAAAGGUAGUUGUACCGAAACAGAAGGAAUGUGAACAAACCUGUCGUUGGGUUCAAAACCAAAUUUAACCUCAAUAUAGUCGUCGGCAGCAGAUGACAGCUGUUUGUGUUAACUCACUAUGUAGUUAUUUGCGUAAUUAGCCUUUCAGCUAACGUUGCUAAAUGUUACUUGCAUUAGCAAUCCAACAUGACUACAUUUAACUAACACACUAAAUACAGAACAAACAAGACACUUGGCAAUACCAACGCUAACGUAACGUAUGUUUUUGGACAUCGACUCGUUUAAAAUAUUUUGCGAUGAAAGUGAUCGAGCACUUUCGGGACUGUUGUAACAGUUAACGUUACAAUUGAUGGCUCAGAUAUCCAUUGUAGUCCAGUUGAUUGGCAGAGAAGACGAGGACGCCGGGAUGAAGGAAAACAACUUGAUGACUUCUUAAAGAUUAUAUCACAUUGCGAGCCUCUUGCCAGCGUUGUUGUAACUCCAUAUGGUGUAUUAUCGUACUUAGCCUCAUAGUGGGCUUUGCAUUUUCAGCUUUGCAUUGAAAACUCCUAGUUCUGCUAGACAGUAACCAUACUUUUGGCUCGUUUGUCCUCUCAGCGGCAGCAGUCGACAAUAGUACACUCAAAUAGAGACAGGGCCUUCUGUUAAAAGAGAGCCAACUUUCAGCCAGGCAGCAUGGAGUGAAUUAUUUCAUCGAUCUAAAUGACUAAUAGUUUAAUUUGAAUAUAUAGCCUGAGUGACCAGCUCUAAAUAUGGGAGAAGCGACGUAAAGAUACUUUUUAAAUGUAGUUUUGCCGUGUAUAUAUAUGUUGCAACAGGCUAUUUAAAGGAACCCACCGCAUUGUCAGCUAGUAUUAUGUAGCUGUAUGUGAGGGCCCAGCGGUAAGCCUCUCAGCUGUGUUUUGGUUACUAGUGGCCUCCCCUCCCCCAGUCUUGAGUCUUGAUUCUCCCCGAGUGUUGGACUCUGUCCGCAGAGUUUCCCCUUGAUUUUUAGACUGUAGAAAGGCCGUGGCCCCAAGUUGCAGUCCCCUGGACUUCAAGGCAUUUAAAAAGUGGAUGUAAUGGAACUGAUGUUCGCCGAGUGGGAGGAUGGGGAGAGGUUCUCCUUCGAAGACUCGGACCGGUUCGAGGAAGACUCUCUGUGCUCCUUCAUUUCAGAGGCCGAGAGCCUCUGUCAAAACUGGAGGGGAUGGAGGAAGCAGUCCGCUGGACCCAACUCCCCUACGGUCAAGAUUAAAGAUGGUCAGGUGAUUCCACUGGUGGAGCUGUCAGCGAAACAGGUAGCGUUCCACAUCCCGUUUGAGGUGGUGGAAAAGGUCUACCCGCCUGUCCCAGAACAACUCCAGCUCCGCAUCGCCUACUGGAGCUUCCCUGAGAAUGAGGAGGAUAUCAGGUUAUAUUCCUGCCUGGCUAAUGGGAGUCCAGAUGAAUUCCAACGUGGAGAACAGCUCUAUAGGAUCAGAGCGGUCAAAGACCCCCUGCAGAUCGGCUUCCAUCUCAGUGCUACGGUGGUGUCCAGUCAGGCCGGUCAGUCUAAAGGGGCCUACAAUGUAGCGGUCAUGUUUGAUCGUUGCCGCAUCACUUCCUGCAGCUGCACCUGUGGCGCUGGGGCCAAAUGGUGUGCCCAUGUGGUGGCACUCUGCCUCUUCAGGAUCCACAAUGCAUCAGCAGUGUGCUUGAGAGCCCCAGUCUCUGAGUCUUUGUCCAGGCUGCAGAGGGACCAGCUUCAAAAGUUCGCCCAGUAUCUCAUCAGUGAGCUGCCUCAGCAGAUCCUACCCACAGCUCAACGUCUGCUGGAUGAGCUACUGUCCUCUCAGUCCACUGCCAUUAACACCGUGUGUGGAGCUCCAGACCCGACAGCAGGCCCUUCGGCAUCUGACCAAAGCACCUGGUAUUUAGAUGAGUCUACCCUCAGCGACAACAUCAAAAAGACUCUGCACAAGUUCUGUGGGCCCUCACCUGUCGUCUUUAGUGAUGUAAACUCCAUGUACCUUUCGUCCACGGAGCCACCAGCCGCUGCUGAGUGGGCGUGCCUGCUGCGACCUCUGAGGGGCCGAGAGCCAGAAGGCAUCUGGAACCUCCUGUCCAUCGUCAGGGAGAUGUUCAAGAGACGAGACAGCAAUGCAGCCCCACUGCUUGAAAUUCUCACUGAGCAGUGCCUCACCUAUGAACAGAUCAUCAGCUGGUGGUACAGUGUACGGACCUCAGCGUCCCACAGCAGUGCCAGCGGCCACACCGGGCGCAGCAACGGCCAGUCAGAGGUGGCGGCUCAUGCCUGUGCCAGCAUGUGCGAUGAAAUGGUGGUGCUAUGGAGGCUGGCAGUGCUCGACCCCACUAUGAGCCCCUGCAGGCGUCUGGAACUGGCAGGACAGCUCAAGCAGUGGCACCUCAAAGUUAUAGAGAUAGUGAAGCGGGGACAGCAUCGCAAGUCCCUGGAUAAACUGUUCCAGGGCUUCAAGCCUGCUGUUGAGUCCUGCUAUUUCAACUGGGAAGUGGCCUACCCAUUGGAUGGCAUCACCUACUGCAGUGCUGAUAAGAAGAGUGCCACAUUCUGCUGGUCCAGGGCAGUGCAGCACCAGAGAGGAGUCAAAGCUGCUACAGGAGUGGGUGGGGAACCUCCUGAAGCAGGGGGAGCAGGUAGAGCUGAAGGAGGAGCUGGGGGAGAUUAUAAAGGAAGAGGAAGUGGUCACUCGUCUCAACAGGAGGUGGCAGUGCGACCCAAGGAGACCAUACUGACCAAGAGAAAGGGUCUGUCAGUGAGCGGAGGGGGAGGGAUGCUGGUUCGUCUGGCCGGGAGUGUUUCAUUGUCCUUGGAAGAUGGAGGAGGGAAGUGCAUGUAUAAAGGGCCAGGCUCCUCCUCUGGAGGGAAGCUGAAACUGACACAGGGAGGUGGGAAGGGGGCACCUGUGGGAGGCCCUGGAGCAAGUGGGUUAGGAGGGGGUAAGCAUAAUAGUGCCAAGCGAAGAACCAGCAGUGAGGACAGCUCCCUGGAGCCGGAUCUGGCAGAGCUCAGUCUGGAUGAUGGUUGCAGUCUGGCUCUGGGGGCUGAGGCCUCCAAUACAUUUGAGUUUCUCCCCCCGCCACCAGAGAUGCUGCCCUCCCCAAGCCCACUGCUCCGAGACUCACGCAAAUACAGCAACAGCAGCGGGGGUAGCAAGAUGUUUGAAACGAAGCGUGUCAGCCAUGCCUCAGCUGCACUUCCUGCUGCAGAGCCUGCUCCACCUUGCUUCCCUUCCAAAGAGACAGUGUUGGUUGUUAUGGACAUGCCCAGCACUGCAGAGAAGGAAGCAGCAGAGCUGGAGGUAGAGCCUGUCCAGAACAAAGAUGAAGAUGUAGACUCGGCUGGCAGCAACCAGCCUUCCACCUCAACGGCUACAGCAAGAUCAGGCACCACUCAAACAUCUGCAAAGCUACCGCGGGGCCAUAGAGAAGGGGUGUUUGCUGGAGCAGCAGCAGGGAGUGGGGCAGCAGCUGCAGGUGGACUAACUAACCAAGGAGCAGAGGCAGCAGGUGGAGUUGCAGAAGGAGAAGUUGUGGGUGAGGACGACUAUCAGGCAUACUACCUGAGUGCUGCCUCAGAGGAGGGAGCAGACAGACAGCUGACUGACAACCACCAGGAGGAGGAGCCAGACAUUUUUGCAGGGAUGAAACCGCUGGAGCAGGAGGGACGCAUGGAGGUGCUGUUUGCGUGUGCUGAGGCCCUCCAUGCUCAUGGCUACAGUAACGAGGCGUGCCGGCUGGCCGUGGAGCUGGCCAGAGACUUAUUAGCCAACCCUCCAGACCUGAAAGUGGAGCAGCCACCGACUAAGGGUAAGAAGAGCAAGGUGUCAACGAGCCGUCAGACACAGGUAGCCACCAAUACGCUGUCAAAAGCCGCCUUUCUCCUCACUGUUCUCAGUGAACGACUGGAGCUCCACAACCUGGCCUUCAGCACUGGCAUGUUCUCCCUGGAACUCCAAAGACCACCGGCAUCUACCAAAGCUCUGGAGGUGAAGCUGGCCUACCAGGAGUCAGAAGUGGUGGCUCUGUUGAAGAAGAUUCCUCUGGGCCUGGUGGAGAUGUCGGCUAUCAGAGAGAGAGCUGAGCAGCUCAGAGAUGGAAACUUCUGUGAUUAUAGACCUGUGCUGCCCCUCAUGUUGGCCAGUUUUAUCUUUGAUGUACUGUGUACGCCAGUUGUGUCCCCAACAGGUUCCCGUCCACCAAGCCGCAACCGUAACAAUGAGAUGCCUGGUGAUGAGGAGCUGGGCUUCGAGGCUGCUGUCGCUGCACUUGGUAUGAAGACCACAGUAAGUGAGGCGGAGCAUCCUCUGCUGUGUGAAGGAACUAGGCGGGUGAAAGGUGAUCUGGCUCUGGCUCUCAUGAUCACCUAUAAAGAUGACCAGAGCAAGCUAAAGAAGAUACUUGAUAAAUUGUUGGACAGGGAGAGUCAGACCCACAAGCCCCAGACUCUAAGCUCCUUCUACUCCAGCAAGCCAGCUGCUAGUAGCCAGCGCAGCCCAUCCAAACACACUGUUGCCAGCCACAGUGGGGUGAGCGGGGCCACCGGGGGUGUCUCCAAACAUGCCCCCACAUCUUCAUCUGUGACCACUGGGCCGCCCUCUUCCUCCGCAGUGACAGUGGCUGGUGAAGAGGUGGCUCAUCAGGCUGAACUGAACUCAGUGCAGAACAGUACAGCAGGAGAGAGUGCUGCUGAGAACAGGGAGCAUGUGUCAGAUGGACCUCCUUCAUCAAGUGACCAGCAGAAUGACACAGCUCCAUUUAAGCUGGAAUCCACAGUGCCAAGUCGGCUGGCGCUGGGGGCGCGCUGUGGAUACAGCCAGCGCUGCUGGGGCUCACCUGUCCGGCAGAAGAAGAAACACACGGGCAUGGCGAGUAUUGACAGCAGUGCCCCUGAGACAACUUCAGACAGUUCCCCUACCCUCAGCCGGCGGCCGCUCCGGGGUGGCUGGGCAGCAACAUCUUGGGGGCGGGGCCAGGACAGUGACAGCAUCAGCAGUUCAUCAUCUGAUUCACUCGGCUCCUCCUCCUCUAGUGGCUCUCGGAGGGCAGGUGGCGGGGCCAGGGCUAAGAACACCGACACCAGCAGGUACAAAGGACGACGUCCAGAGUGCCACGCCCCCCAUGUACCCAACCAGCCAUCAGAGGCAGCAGCCCAUUUUUACUUUGAGCUGGCCAAGACUGUGCUGAUCAAAGCCGGAGGAAACUCCUCCACCUCCAUUUUCACCCAGCCGUCAGCCAGUGGGGGACACCAAGGGCCCCACAGAAACCUGCACCUCUGUGCCUUUGAGAUUGGCCUCUAUGCUCUUGGCCUUCACAAUUUUGUCUCACCCAACUGGCUAUCUAGGACCUACUCCUCCCAUGUGUCGUGGAUCACUGGUCAGGCCAUGGAGAUUGGCAGUGCUGCCCUCAACAUUUUGGUGGAGUGUUGGGACGGUCACCUCACUCCUCCAGAGGUGGCAUCCCUUGCUGACCGAGCAUCACGAGCCAGGGACCCCAACAUGGUACGGGCAGCAGCAGAGCUGGCCCUGAGCUGUCUGCCCCACGCUCAUGCGCUCAAUCCUAAUGAAAUCCAGAGAGCCCUAGUGCAGUGCAAAGAGCAGGAUAAUGUGAUGCUUGAGAAGGCCUGCAUGGCAGUUGAGGAAGCAGCCAAGGGUGGAGGUGUGUACCCUGAGGUUCUGUUUGAGGUGGCUCACCAGUGGUAUUGGCUGUAUGAGCAGUCAGUAGGCGGGGGUGCAAGCCAGCAGCGGGAGACUUCUGGGCGCUGUGGGGCCAACGGGGGCUCAGGCAGGAGGGCCCCAGAGUCCAGCUGUGUUGUCCUUGACACAGGAGCCAAUAUGGAGUCUACAGGGGUGGCAACAGUCACAGCCUCAGUCACUGCAGCAGCCGUUGUACCUGUCAUCUCUGUGGGCUCCACCAUCUACCAGUCCCAUGCCAUGCCCGGGCAGGCCAUGGCUCACCCCCACAGCCAGGGCCUCCACCCCUACACCACCAUUCAGGCUCAUCUCCCAACUGUCUGCACCCCCCAGUACCUUGGACACCCUCUGCAGCAUGUUCCCCGACCCACUGUCUUCCCUGUAGCUGGGGCUGCGUAUCCACAGGGAAUGCACCCGGCCUUUAUUGGUGCCCAGUACCCGUUCUCAGUGGCCACUGGCCCCCAGCCACCUAUGGCAGCCACAGCUGUGACCUUCCCUGGUGUCCCCGUCCCAUCCAUGACUCAGAUUGCCGUCCAUCCCUACCAUGCUGAGACUGGCCUGCCCCUCAGCACUACUGUAGCAGUAGGCAGCGUCCACUCGGGCCCCACCAUGCAGGCCAUACAGGGAGCAUCUCUGCCCUCCCUUUCCUCCCAGCCCAGCUCAUUGGUCAACACUCCUUUCCCAGCAGAGGACGAGCAGCAUAGCCAGCCAAUCAGCCAACAGGGCCUGCACUACCUGCACUCUGCCUACAGAGUUGGCAUGCUGGCAUUAGAGAUGCUGGGCAGGAGGGCUCACAAUGACCACCCAAACAACUUCUCCAGGAGCCCACCUUACACGGAGGAUGUCAAAUGGCUGCUGGGACUGGCUGCGAGGCUAGGAGUCAACUAUGUUUACCAGUUCUGUGUCGGAGCAGCAAAAGGUGUCCUCAGUCCAUUCGUCCUUCAGGAAAUCAUCAUGGAGGCUCUGCAGAGGCUGAACCCCGCUCAUAUCCAUGCCCACCUUCGAACACCUGCUUUCCACCAGCUCGUCCAGCGCUGCCAACAGGCCUACCUGCAGUAUAUCCACCACCGGCUCAUCCACCUGACGCCUGCCGACUAUGAUGACUUUGUCAACAUCAUUCGCAGCGCUCGAGGUGCUUUCUGCUUGACGCCCGUGGGUAUGAUGCAGUUUAACGAUGUGCUUCAGAACCUGAAGAGAGGCAAGCAGACCAAGGAGCUGUGGCAGCGCAUCUCCCUGGAGAUGGCAACCUUCUCCCCCUGAGCAGCAUGCUCAUGGGGAGAGUGUGCUGGGCCUGGGCUUGAGGUGUCCCAUCCAGCGCCCACUCAGCUUCCGACAUUGUCACUGCCACUGCACUGAGUGGGCAACGUUUAUGCUGUCAGGGAUCCUGCUCUCUGCUACGUGGACUCAAACAAAUACAGCACACAGGCAGUACAAUCAGCUCCCAUACCCCUGACCCACAGAGACUUUGUUUUUUUAUCUGUGUUUGUCCACCCAGAGCUCAGAGGAGGAGCCAGGUCACCUUCCUGCUCUCCUCUGUUGUUGACUGACUCCUCACUUGCGUUUUAUCAUGGUUCAUGUUUGUGUAAUUGUGGAAUUAAUGUGUACUCCUUCUAUCUUCAUCUAACUGGCCUCUUCCAUUUCCCUUAAGCUGAAGAUAUUGACUGGUAUCUCUCACCCUCCAUCCUCACUUCAUUUCCAGUAUUUUUUAGUUUUGUUAAGCUUUCUUUUGAUUGAAACCACUGAGUAUGGUUCAUUUUCAUGCUGCAACAUUCCUGUCCAGAGUGGUAUGUGUUGUGAGGCCUCUUUCACCAAAAGCUUGUCACUAUGGAUCUGAAUCUUUGCAGUGUGGAUGAAAGGGAAGAUUUGCAAGGAAAAGGGGUUUAAUAUGAGAAAUUAUAUUGUGAGUACGGGUGAGGAUUUUUCAGUAUUUUGUUUAAUCUUUUUUGAUACUUUGUAUAGAAUAUUACAUGUAUGCAGAGAGGAAUGGGAAGAGAAUGAGAGUAUGUGAAAAGUGCUGUUGUUGUUGUGUGGGAUCCAUAUUUACAUUUCAGCCUGCCUGAGGAGUGACAUGAAAACAGCUCCAGACCAAGCCAGAGGCCAACGAACUACUGCUGGGCCAAGCAGGGCCAGCAAGGGCUUACUAAGUGUCCAACAUGUGGAUCACUCUUAUAUUAUGAUUUGUCCAUAGGGCAAAUAUAUAAUUGGUAAGUGUUUUCAAAGACUGCAGUUGAGAUCUGAGCAGUUGGUUUACAAAAUAUAAAUUUUGAAUGGGAAGCAUCUGGGCUGUCCCAGAUGCACACAGUGGAUGAGACAGGAGCUGUGUCUCAUUUUUGGCCAUCUUUUUCAAACUCCAAUCUUCCAAACUGAAUAUAUGCUGGUGUAUUCAGUGCAGCUGAGAACUGCAUCUGCUUAGAUUUGGAGGCUCUUUGAGGUCUUUAGUAUCCCAAAAUGCACUGUGUGCAGCUCACUAGUCUCUGUGAAGCUUCAGCUGUGAUUUUGUGAUGUCACUCCAGUGACUCCUCCACAGACUGUUCUGCAUGGGGACAGUGCAGUUACUAGCUGACCUCCAAAGGUCACCUCUUUAGAAACCAUAACUUUAAAACAGUGGCCCCUGAAAUGAGACACAGCUGUGGUGUGGCUCUCUCUGCUUGGCUUAUCUGGGUAAUGCAGGAGUCCAAACACUCACCAAGACCUGUCAGAAAUCGGACAUGAGUAUGUUUGAGUGGCCCCACUGUUCAGCGUGGCUAGCUCACAGACAUAGUGCUGUUAUAUGCACCAUCUCUGUCCAGGCAGCUACUGUGGUUCUGAACCAGCCUCUCUGAUUGGCUCUGGACCUCACAGGUGAAGGUGACUUGGCAGAAAAUGUACUGUGAUAUUUUUGUAUUCCUCAAAAAGUGUAGCUUGAUUGAAAAUAUCUAUGUGCUGAUUGCAAAAGGUUCUAAUUUAGAGUGAAAAAAGGUAAAAGCAAUACUAAAAGUGUAGAGUUUACUUAAUAAAGAUAAUUCAAAAAACUAACUUUGUGUGACUCGUGUGGGAUUCAGUGAGAGCUUUUGCUCAUUUUACCUGUAUGGGUCAACAGGUGUAACUGCGCUCUGGUCCUGAGGCUGCCUGCACACCCUCAGCAGCGUCCACCAGAGAGAUUAGUGGGAUAUUUUAACAGAUCAUUAGUCAGUCAAGUCCUAAAUGGUUUUUCCCAGC